Molecule: messenger RNA, 646 nt
Organism: Opisthocomus hoazin
Lineage: Eukaryota; Metazoa; Chordata; Aves; Opisthocomiformes; Opisthocomidae
Source: RefSeq, a predicted model, not a curated record
GGAAGCGGAAGAUCCACUACCUGUUCAAGGAUGGGAAGGAGAUGGCCGAAGAGUACGAGGUGAAGACCGGUCAGUUAGUGAGUAGAAAAUGGCGAGAGAAGAACACCCUUGGGGGCUCCGGCAAGUGGCAGGUUGAAGUGGGAGAGCCAACCUCGCCGCUCCUGGGAGUGCUGGAAUCCGAGCUCAUAAAGGAAAGCAGCUCCAAUGUACCCUGUCUUCAUGAGGAAGGAUACCCUGACCAGCUUCCAGUGGCGGAUCCGUAACCUGCCCUACCCCAAGGAGGUCUACAGCGUCUCCGUGGAGAAGGAGCAGCGCUGCUGUGUCAUCCGGACCACCAACAAGAAGUACUACAAAAAAUUCUCUAUUCCUGACCUGGAUCGAUACCAGCUCCCCUUGGAUGCAGCUGCCCUGAGCUUCACCCACGCCAACAACACCCUGAUCAUCACGUACCAGAAGCCGAAGGAGAUCUUGGCUGCAGAAGAGCAGCUGCAGAAGGAGCUGAAGAAGAUCAAGGCAGCCAACAAUGGGGAUGGUGACUGUAAGACCCAGUAGGCAGUGGCUGAUUAGAGGCUGAGGAAGGGAGCAGCUCUCUGGCACAGCUUCAUGGUAUUUAUUUUGCCUUUCCUAAUAAAAAUUAGUCCUGUUG